ACUGGUUAGGCUGCGGUUUGACUUGAUGAUCUUCAAGGUCUUUUCCAACCUGGGUAAUUCUAUGAUUCUGUGAUUCAUUUCAGCAGGCUCCUACGGGCUCUGAAGCAGAACCCAUGUUCAGUGGUCUGUGGUUGCUAGCUUGAUCAUUUGUUUCUAGGUUGUUCUGCCAGGAUAAAUCAGUGAACAGUAUCUUUUACUCUGCUACUACGUCUCUUUGCAGCCCCCCAAGGUCUGCUUUAUUUGUAGUUUUUCAAGCAAUGCUUGACUAAAGGACAUGGGUGACACUGUCAUGAUUCCUUGGUGUAAGCAUCCCUAGUGUUGUAGAGUUAAGGUAGUAUUGUCAGGUUGUGGUUGGGCGUGAUGAUCUUUAAGGUCUUUUCCAACCUGAGCAAUUCUGUGAUUCUCUGAAGAUGCUGAAAAGAAUAUUCCAUCUAAAAACUGUGAGUUUGGAUCAAAAGUAAUCUGCACUCAAGUCUGCUGAUGUCAUCCAUUUUUAGCCAGACUCCCUUAAGGGCUUUCCUGUGAGGUUCAGUUUAUUGUAUUGUUUUUCCCCGGUUGGUGCUGUCUAGUGCAGCAGGAACUGAAGCCAUUGGAAGUUUGAUCAUUGACUUUCAUGAAGGGAGCCUCAGGAUCUGAGUGUUUGAGCUGGGGAGGGUACUUAGCAGUACUCAAGCAAUGAUCUGACCGAGUCAACGGGAGUUUUGCCACCUUCUGAAUAUGCAGGACGGCACUCUGCCUUUACACUGCCCACCCUCGUGUUACAGGGUGACAGCAAAACAAAUUGAAACCAAUGUGUUGUGCUCCCUUCAACCUGCUUGGAAAGAAAAUGCUAUUCAGAAUUAGAACUUUGGGGGAAAAAUCAGCUCUUAAAUAUUGAAAAACCCUCUAAAAAACAGAGAAUCUGAAACACAGUUAUUCCAGAGGUUCAACACUCUGUGAAAGAUAUGAAAUACGACAGCUCCCAGCGGUACUCCUGCUCCACCACGGGCAGCCAGGGGCGGGCUCUGGGCUGGGCAGCCAGGCUCUCCUAGAGCCGAGGGUUGCUCUCGCCCUGCGAGAAGAAAGGUACAGCUAUAACAGCUAUUAAGGGGCGAUCUUUACAGCUGUUCGGCUGGAGGAAGUUUCUUGGCUGUAAACUGUCAUGCACCGCAGCUCGCGGUAAAAAGGCUGUGGGAGCGGGGAGUUUUCUGUCCUGAGAGCAACCAGAGUGCAAUUAAGAGCAGAAAGGAGGAGAAGGAAAUAAAAUAACAGCAUCGGGAAUGCAAACUUUUUUUCCCCCUCCUUUCUCCACCCCCUCUGGAAACAAUAUGUAUAACUUCGGAAAACUUGUUCACGGUCAUUUCGAGUUCUAAAGCUAACCAGGCUGCCUUUGGGUCUGCAACCUCAUCUGAGCGCACGCUCUGUCGGGGUUAAGCGGCACGGCCGCUUGCUGCGUUUUAAGUGAAUUGGGGGAAUGUCUCCAACUGAAGGCGGCUCCGCUCCCGGGGGCUGAGCGGAGCGCUCGGUGCACGGUAGGAAUCACGCAGGGCGGCUGCCGCGGAAGCAUCGGUCUCGGAGCGCACCGCCUGCGUUACGGAUAGACCAGCCCGGAGCACUAGUUUGGACGAGCUGCCGUCGCGUUUCUAAGGGCAGCUCCUCCAAAUAUACGUGCAGACGGACUUUGCUCCCUCUUUAUUUUCGGGACCGUUACUUUCCCACCACUUUGGCCCUGCCGCUUCUGAUGCCGGUGCGUUCAGCCCCUGUCGGCCCUGCGGCGCUCGUUGCCGGGCAGGGCGGCCCCCGCAGAGUCGGGACGGGGAGCGGGUAGCGGGGCUACGGCAUCGUCCCGGGACGUCCCUCGGCGACGGCAGAGCGGGUGAGCGUGUUUGUGAACAGAGCCUUGGUUUUGCCCCUCGCCGUUCCCCCCCCCCUCCCCUUCUUCGCUCCCGUUUAAGUCACUUCUUGUUGUUCAAGGAGCUCCCACUGAACGAUUUCCUGCUCGUUGUCACCUCUCGCCCUCUGCCCAGAGAUGCUCGCACAGGGCAAUAAACUGCAUCCCUCCCUCGCACCGCCGCAGCCCCGAGGAUGCUCAUCCCGGGAGCAUCCUCGGCCCCUCCCCGCUCCGAGCUCCGCCCGCACGGGGCCGGGCGCUACGGCCGGACGCCGGCAGCGGGAGCGAGUCGCAGCCGGGGCCGCGAUGGGCCAUUUCCUCCUCGGCGCGGCGACCGGGCCCGGCUCUUUGAUGGAGGUGCCAACAUGUGGGGAUUUGCAUCAAACAGCCGCACUACGUCCCGCGGGCGGCAAUUCGCGGCGCGCCCCCCCGCGGUCCGCGCUCUGAUAUGGCCGCGGGGAGCCAAUCGGCGACCCGGGAGGGCACAUCAAAGCGGAGCUCCGCCAAUCGGUGGCGGCUCCCCGCGGGCGCGGUGAUGUCACGGGGGGGCGUUUAUGGCGGGGUAUAACGGCGGCAGCGGCCGGAGGCAGCGGGCGAGGGGCCGCCGAGCUCGGGCGGACGCAGCCGGGCCCCGCCGGCGGCGCUCGGGGAAGGGGGGGGGGAUUUGGGGGCGGCCAUGGGCUCCCCGGAGGAUGCGGGCAAGGCUCCGGCGUACCGAGUGGACCACCUGCUGAGCGCGGUGGAGAGCGAGCUGCAGGCGGGCAGCGAGAAGGGAGACCCGACGGAACGCGAGCUCCGCGUGGUGCUGGAGGACGGCGAGCUGUGGCUGCGCUUCAAGGAGCUCACCAACGAGAUGAUCGUCACCAAGAACGGCAGGAGGAUGUUCCCGGUGCUGAAGGUGAGCGUGUCGGGGCUGGACCCCAACGCCAUGUACUCCUUCCUGCUGGACUUCGUGGCGGCCGAUGGGCACCGCUGGAAGUACGUCAAUGGCGAGUGGGUGCCGGGCGGCAAGCCGGAGCCGCAGGCGCCCAGCUGCGUCUACAUUCAUCCCGACUCACCCAACUUUGGUGCCCACUGGAUGAAGGCGCCCGUCUCCUUCAGCAAGGUCAAGCUCACCAACAAGCUCAAUGGCGGCGGGCAGAUCAUGCUCAACUCCCUGCACAAGUAUGAGCCCCGCAUCCACAUCGUGCGGGUGGGUGGCCCGCAGCGGAUGAUCACCAGCCAUUCCUUCCCUGAGACUCAGUUCAUAGCUGUGACGGCAUACCAGAAUGAGGAGAUCACAGCUUUAAAAAUUAAAUACAAUCCAUUUGCGAAGGCAUUUCUUGAUGCAAAGGAAAGAAAUGAUCACAAGGACAUGAUGGAGGAAGCGGGAGACAGCCAGCAGUCUGGAUACUCGCAGUUAGGUAGUUGGCUUAUUCCUGGGACUGGGACUCUGUGCCCACCUGCCAAUCCUCAUCCUCAGUUUGGAGCCCCCCUGUCUCUCUCCCCUGCUCACAGCUGUGAAAGGUACUCACCGCUGAGGAAUCACCGUUCUGCCCCCUACCCCAGCCCCUACACCCAUAGAAACAACUCACCAACAGCUUACACUGAUAACUCCUCUGCCUGCCUUCCCAUGCUCCAGUCCCAUGACAACUGGUCCUCUCUGGGAGUUCCCACACACACGACUAUGCUGCCUAUGAGCCACAGCACUGGCACAGCUACCAGCUCCAGUCAGUACCCAAACUUAUGGUCUGUGAGCAACAACACCAUCACCCCAGCAUCUCAGUCAAGCGGGAUGUCCAAUGGCCUGAGCUCCCAGUUCCUGCGUGGCUCUCCAGUGCACUACACUGCUCUCCCACAUCCUGUCACUGCCACCACCUCCACGUCCCCUCUGUAUGAUGGAGGAGCACCUGCAGACCUUCCUGACAGCCAGUACGACGCCUCCGCACACACUCGGCUGGCAUCCAUGUGGACACCCAUCACCCCACCUUCCAUGUAAACUCAGACCUCUACUUUAGGACAGACUUUUUUAGCUACUGAAUUACUUUAAACGCUUAAUCCUCAAGGAAGAGAAAAAGGAGACAUGAAGGAAACUGUAGAUAAAGCAUCUGCACCGCUUUGCGUAGAGCAUCCAAGUUAUGUCUCUGAUAGUGAACAGACCAUCGUUAACUUCAUGCAGAGUUUACAGAUCUGGUGAGCGUGCAAUUCUGAGAGCAGAUUUACUGCUUUUCAUCUUUUUUGUUUUCUAGCUUGAUAGGCCUAAUUUUUAAGAUUUUGACUUGGAUUCCAAAUUUCUCAGUGUUCUGAAACCUGAAGUUUGGCAUCUGGACAUUUUUCUCGAGUAAGUGACUCCUUACUGUUUUUUAUUAAUGGCAAACCUAGGAAUAGCCAUAUUAGACUGUUCUUAACCACCUAGGUAGAAGCAUUUGGAAUUCUGCACAAGUGUAGCUGAGGAUGGAAGUUAUUGGCAAAUCAUGUGCACUAAAGCGUAUUUGUCUCACAGAUACGUUGUGUUCUUAACUGUAUGCUUGUUUCCUUGCUGCUGAAUUAAUGUUGAGACAAUCUGCAAGAACUGUUUUCCUCCUAAUAAAUUACAGUAUUAUUGUUUGAUCUAAAUUGUUUUGCCCCAAAGAUUCCUUUUCGAGGUAAGUUUUGCUGUUUGAUCAUAUUCAGACACCUGUCUGCUUUGCUAAACAUCUUUAUUUCAAACUGUCGGUGUCUAAUGGGAAAUCCUAUCUAAAACGAUUUCAACUCAUUGAAAAGCAUCACGGUCUUUUAUGAUCUCUUGCUCAGGCCUUAAAGGGAGGGAAUUCAAUACCUGGAGAAUCAUUCUAAUAUAUGGGGUUUUUUUUCAGUGUUAUACUCUGUUGAAUUGUAUUUAUUAUUUCUGAAGUUGCAUUUUUGUUGUCUACACAUUAAGAUAUGUAAAUAAUCUGUCAAUCUGCAGUGUAUUUCUUUAGACAGUGAUGUGUAGGAUUUGUCACCCGAUGGCACAUUGAACAACAUGGGUGUCAGUAGUUAAAUUAUUGUGAGGGAGAAAACUUCAGUCCCCGAUAGCUGGAGGAAAAGUGCAGAUAUACUAAGCUUUAAAAUACAUUGCUUGACUUGCCGGGAAGGCCAGGUCUUGAUAAAACACUGAGUACAAUGACUUAAAUUUCUAAUGCAGGUUCAAAGGGUGCCCUCAGACUUGUCUGUUUCUCCUUCUACCUGGCAAGCUCAUAUCUUGGGGAAAAUGGUUUGUCUUACAUAAGCCAUAGUGGAUAACUUUUAAAACAAAGUGCCUAAUGUACUGAAGCAAAAAUUAUAAAUCAGGGAAUUCCUUAAGUAACUCUUCAUUGUGUGCGCAUGAACUGUGGUGGCAGCUUUGAGCAGAAGAAGCAAAUAUUUGCUACCACGUCAGUCUCCUUGGAACCUUACGGGCAGGUCCCUGCACCCAGAAGGAUUGUGCCGGGGUUUUUACCCUGCAGAAGGAUUUGUGUGCAACUGCAGGAUGCAGUCUCUCAGAGGUGCUCCAUCGAGAGACUGCACCAGCAGCAGAUAGCUGUGCAACCCUGUUCUGUGUCAAUAGUGUAAAUAUCGACCUAAGCUCUCCUAUUUUAUUGUGAAAGGAAAUUGUGUAAA
This is a messenger RNA of Coturnix japonica (Japanese quail), 5470 nucleotides long. It is a transcript of the gene TBXT, whose product is annotated as T-box transcription factor T. The record is from RefSeq and is a predicted model, not a curated record. Lineage: Eukaryota; Metazoa; Chordata; Aves; Galliformes; Phasianidae. Gene Ontology annotation, molecular function: RNA polymerase II cis-regulatory region sequence-specific DNA binding; DNA-binding transcription factor activity, RNA polymerase II-specific. Gene Ontology annotation, cellular component: nucleus; chromatin. Gene Ontology annotation, biological process: cell fate specification; heart morphogenesis; somitogenesis.